Messenger RNA from Anastrepha ludens (Mexican fruit fly), 9959 nucleotides. It is a transcript of the gene Dyrk2, whose product is annotated as dual specificity tyrosine-phosphorylation-regulated kinase 2. Gene Ontology annotation, molecular function: protein serine/threonine/tyrosine kinase activity; ATP binding; protein serine/threonine kinase activity. The transcript is spliced from 10 exons. Gene Ontology annotation, biological process: peptidyl-serine phosphorylation; peptidyl-threonine phosphorylation. Bases 623 to 3058 code for a protein of 811 amino acids. Gene Ontology annotation, cellular component: nucleus. NCBI's taxonomy places the organism in Eukaryota, Metazoa, Arthropoda, Insecta, Diptera, Tephritidae. The record is from RefSeq and is a predicted model, not a curated record.
AUUGAUUUUCGUUAUCCAGCAUAAAAUAAAUAUUUAAAAACAAAAAAAUACACGCCACUAACGUUACGUUUUCGAGAGCAAAAUACAAAAAAAAAAAAUUAAAAAUCGAAUGAAAGUAACAUAAAGUGAAAAAGUAAUUUAUUUAUGUCAAGAAAAUUAAGAACUAUUGAAAAAGUUGAAAAUUCGCAUAAAGAGCCCAGAAAGUAAAUCUACACAGGUGAAUUCUGUUAAGAAAUCAAAGUGAAAAUUUUUAUGGAAAAAAGUUUAUACGUUUAUGGAAAAAAGUGCAGUGAAUUAUUUUCGUAAAAAGAUAUUAAAAUUUUGAAAUUCCAAAUAAAAUCAUAGUGGAUUUUUUGCUCAAGUGUUUAUUAAUUAAACACAGUGAAAAAUAAGCAAAACAAAGGGAUUAAAAAUAAACAUUUGGAAAAUUGAAAUUUGAAAAAGCGAUUUUUUAGUAAAAUUUUCAAAAAAGAGGAAACAAUAAGAAAAGUCGUGUAUUGAGCUCUUCGCCACACAAAUCGCAAAUGUACGCGUGUCCGGUAAAAUUAGAAAGAAAAAAAAACUGAACUAUUAACUCCAUACCCUUAAGGAUCUUUAAUAAAUUUUCAAUAAAUAUUGGAAAAUGUUGGAUCGUUGCGAAAUGCCGAUUCAAAUAGACAACGAUAAAUUACGGCGCGUGAGCGCUGUUGUCGAUCGCGACAAUCGUCUCUCGAAUUCACGCAUCGAUCUGCCCAAUGUGUGCAAUGGGGGCGUUGGUGGUGGUGGUGUUAUUGGUGGCAAUGGUAUAGCGCGCGGCGCAUCGCGCUCUGGCCGUUGCCUUGAUGUGCACAACAACCAUUUGAACAGUCACAGUCACAACCAUCAUAAUGGCCAUCGUCAGCGCAGCCCGACCAGCGGCAACAACAAUAACAAUAGCAACAGCAACAGCAACAAUAAUAGCAACAGCAACACCAAUACAAAUAACAAAAACCAACAACAACAGACAACUAUUGCCAAUAAACAAAUUAACAGCAGCAGCAACAACAACAAAAACAAUGGUCACAAUAACAACAAUAGUAACAAUAAUAUUGGCUCACCAGUAUCAUCGACAACGAUCUCAUCGCAUGGCAACAGCUCGACAAGCGGCGGCGAGCGGGGCUCAUCGACCAAAUCGAAUAGCAGCAGCGGCAGUGGCAGCAGUGACAAUAUGAAAUGCAUUACGCCGAUGACGCCGUCAGAGCUCGUCAAAAAGUUCCGCAACUAUUUAACUGAUGUAGAAUUUGAAGAACUGAAAGUCUACAAGGAAAUUUGGUACUUUGGACAGAAUGCAAAUAAAAAUUAUAAUAAAACAACAACGAACGGAACUGCCAAUGCGGGCUUUGACGAUGACAAUGGAAACUAUAAAAUUAACGAGCACGAUCACAUUGCCUUCCGCUAUGAGAUACUCGAAGUAAUCGGCAAGGGUAGCUUCGGUCAAGUUAUACGCGCCAUGGAUCACAAAACCAAUACGUAUGUGGCCAUUAAGAUUAUACGUAACAAAAGGCGUUUCCUCAAUCAGGCUGUGGUAGAAUUGAAUAUUCUCGAUGAAUUGCGCGAAAAGGACGCCGAUGGAUCUCAUAAUGUCAUACAUAUGCUGGACUAUACUUAUUUCCGAAAGCAUUUGUGCAUUACAUUCGAGUUGUUGAGUCUCAAUCUCUAUGAAUUGAUCAAGAAGAAUAAUUACAAUGGUUUCAGCAUGAGUUUGAUUAGACGCUUUUGCAACUCUAUUGUUAAAUGUUUGCGUUUGCUUUACAAGGAGAAUAUCAUACACUGUGAUCUCAAACCGGAAAAUAUUCUGCUUAAACAACGUGGCAGUAGCUCAAUAAAAGUGAUCGAUUUUGGCAGCUCUUGUUAUGUGAGUCGUAAAAUUUACACAUACAUACAAUCAAGAUUUUAUCGCUCACCGGAGGUGAUACUUGGACUACAAUAUGGCACCGCUAUCGAUAUGUGGAGUUUAGGCUGUAUCCUCGCCGAAUUAUACACCGGCUUUCCGCUCUUCCCCGGCGAGAACGAAGUCGAGCAGUUGGCCUGCAUCAUGGAAGUACUCGGCCUACCGCCGAAAGAGCUCAUCGCUAAUGCCACUCGCCGUCGAUUAUUCUUCGAUUCACGCGGCGCGCCACGUUGCACCACCAACUCCAAGGGUCGCAAGCGACUACCGAACGGAAAGUCACUCUCGCAGGCGCUCUUCUGCCAAGAUCGUUAUUUCAUCAACUUCCUGCAGCGUUGCCUCGAAUGGGAUCCAGCGGAGCGCAUGACACCUGAAGAAGCAGCACAUCAUGAAUUCCUGCAAAACUCCUCGUCCAGUCGUCAUCGCAGCUGCCGCAUGCCCAACUCAUCAUCGACUGGCGGUCUCAAUAAUAGCUCUUCACAAAAAUCAUCCUGCUACAGUUUCACUGAAGUCUCACCACCCACAAAUGCCACCAACGCGAAUCCCAACAAUAGUGCGGGCAAUGGCAGUGGCGCUGUGGUCGCCUCCAUUACCAGCACCACAGCAGUUAGCAAUGCGGCCAUUACCACGACGACGAACAAAGCGACAACCACCACACAAUCGCGCUCAAAUGGUUUGGCGCAACAUGCGCAUCACGCCAGCUCUUCCGGCCAUCUACCCGAUAUCAAGCUCAGCGCCAGUGACAAGUACAGCAGCAUGCAAAAGGUCGCCGUACGCUCGAAGAUCACCUCGUCCGUAUCGGAUUUGGAUGCGGUGCCGCAAUAUGCGUUGCAUCGCAGCAUUUACGGCACCAAUGGCAUGACACAUAGCGGCACUGCAGCGCGUAAGCAUCUCAUUACAAGUGGCACUAUCGCCACAACGUCAAGCAAAUAUGGCUUGGGCUUGGGUAGUGGCAGCGGUGGCGCGCACAGUCACCUCAUGCAUCAGAGCACAACAAUGGGCAAUGUGGCACAUCACGGCGGUGGUGGUGUUGGUGGUAGUGGGCACAGUAAUGGUCACAGCGGUGGCGGUGCCGGCGGGAACGGUGCCAGCAACAAUAUGUCACACUCACAAUCGACGGGCGAUGUGUCAGCGAUCUUCGGACGUGCUUGACUUCGCGCGCGUCCCACAAAACUUGAGCUCAAAAAAUGCAAACUAGUCAAUAUGGUGGAUUUUUGGAGCUAGAAGUGGAAGUAAGUGGCGCUGAUCGUGACGUGUGAGGUGAGGAAUGAUGAGAAAUUUUGAACUGAAGCAGAGUGGAUAGAAGCAGCGUGUGAGAAAGAGGGAGGGGGGGAAAAGGCAAGCUAAGUGUGAGGAAAAGCUGAAUUUGGACUGCCUUUGCGGGUAACUAACUCACGCGCCCGGGCAGAUUGCUUGGAUUUUUUCUUCUUUUUUUUGUUCAAAUGUAGCGCUACUUAGCCAACGGCGCUGCGCAUGCGACAUAAAAAAUAUUGUAACUUUAACUGAGCAUUAGUAAAACAUAACAUAUAUAACCUAUAUAUAUUGUACAUAGAUAUAAGUCUAUUUUUGGCCUCGUUGUACGCGUGGAAAUGCAGCAAGAAAAGCGGUUUAGAGAUUUUGGUGAAUAAAAGAAUUUCUUUUCUCUUACGUUGUUAAACGCGGAUACUCCAUAUGGGGCAAAUUUAUAUUCAAAUAUUGUCAAAUAAAAUAACAUAAAAUUUAAAAAAAGCACAAAAAAAAAACAUAAAACUAAUCCAAAAAAUGUAUUUAACUCUCUCAAAAACACCAGCGACCAGUAAAACACAAAAGAAAAUUUUAUGAUUAUAAAAUAUUUUCUGCGCUGCUUGUGGCAAAUAUAGCCUGGAAAUUUGCUCAUUUUAAAGUGUGCUUUGGCACUCGUUAUUUUAAGGAAACAACUGCUCGAAAUUAUCACUACGUUUUAGGAAAGCUCAAGUUUUGGAAUUGAACAGUUAUACGAGUAUUCUCUUGCUACUGGAUUUCUUGAAAAUUCUGAGGAAAUAGUUAGAGAUAUGUUUUAGAUUUUAAAAUAUUUUAGCAAAACUUGAGUUUGAGCAAACAAAAUUUGUUAUGAAUUAUGAAAAAACAAAAAAAUUCUAAGAAAUCAACAUCAAUUUUAUCGAAGAUCGAGUUUGAGAAAUGAUGAGUGAUCUGAGUAUUUUCGAACUACUAAAUUUGUGGAAAUUCCGACAUAGCCAGCUCUCCUAAAAUUCUGAAAAAUUUUCAUACUUCAAUGAAAUUUCGUACAACAACAAAAAACAAAUAGUUAAAGAAAUAAUCACGCAUUAUACAACAACAAAAUAAAUUAAAAUUUCUGAAAGAACAAACAAGAAAAAGAAAAUUAAAAAAUUUGUAUACUCUAUUUUUUAUUGUUUUUUUUUUCUUUUGAAGAACUGAAGUUGGACUGUAAAUCAAUAAAUAAAUAAAGUAAAAAAAAUUUAAAUUAUUUUCCAACCAUCAAAUUCAUUAAUAUUUCUUAUUUCUAACAUUUCUUAUUUCUAAAAAAAUGCGUUUUGUAAAAUUCUAAAACAAAAAAAAUAUUAAAAAAAAAUGUUGCAAUUUUUUAAUAGUACCAAGGCACGCAUUACACAAAGCCAGUAGCAGAAGAGUUUCAAUUUUCAUCGAUUUAUAUAUCUUUGGCCUCUGAGCUGUCAAAUUUUGUUUCAAUUACUCUAACUGUUAGUUUUCGUUUAUAGAUUUUGACAUGCCAACGAUCAAAAGCAAGAACAAAAUACCAUUGCUCUACUGCUACAAUUAUUUUGAAAACUUCACAAAAGUUGUAUCAAAGAAACUAAGAUUCAAGUUGCGCUGGUUGCCACUCCCCAUUAGGUAGUCGAGAGGGUCGCGUAGAACCCAUAGGAGGCCCAUUGAAAUAUCCGACAAAAGUAGAUAAUUUUAAUUAUAAAAAUUCAAGGUUUCAAUUUGGAAAGUAACAAAAAUUUUUCGGCUAAAACGAUUUUUUUGUACUUUUUAAAAAUUCCUCAUAGAUUUUUUGAAUAUAAAAUAUUUCUGUUUUUUUGUUUUUUUUUUUAAUUCUAAAAUUAUGUCAGAGUUUUAGUGUGAAAAGCAAGCAUGAGACGAGUAUUUUCUAAUAAAAAUUCUUGGCGUUUCUAAAGAAAAUUUUUUUUAAAUUUUUAAAAUUCUCUAUUAAAUUCCAAAUCCAAAAGUUUUUUAAUAUUUCAAGAAUUCCUUAUUAAAUUCCAAACCUAAUUUUUUUUUAUUUAAAAAUUUUAAAAAUUCUCUAUUAAAUUUCAAAUCGAAAAGUUUUUAAAAUUUCAAAAAUUCCUUAUUAAAUUCCAAACCUAAUUUUUUUUUUUAAUUUAAAAAUUCUCUAUUAAAUUUCAAAUCGAAAAGUUUUUAAAAUUUCAAAAAUUCCUUAUUAAUAGGACUAUGAAUAAGUUCGUGCGGUUUUUUUUCGAAAUUUGAAACUUUAUUGACGUAAAAUGGUUACAAAUUUAAUAUUCAAAAUAUUGUCCAUCGCUUACUACUACUUUUUCCCAUCUUUCUGGCAAUUCACGGAUUCCCUUUGUGAAAAAUUCGGUCGGUUUUGCCGCAAUCCACGAAUCGAUCCAUUUUUUGACUUCAUCGUAAUUACGGAAGUGCUGGUCAGCCAGGCCAUGUUGCAUCGAUCGGAAGAGAUAGUAAUCGGAUGGCGCAAGGUCUGGACUAUACGGCGGGUGGGGUAGGACAUCCCAUUUGAGCGUUUCUAAGUAUGUUUUGACCACUUGUGCAACAUGUGGCCGAGCAUUGUCAUGUUGCAAAAUAACUUUGUCGUGUCUAUCGGCGUAUUGCGGCCGUUUUUCUCGCAGUGCUCGGCUCAAACGCAUCAAUUGUCGUCGGUAGACAUCCCCCGUAAUCGUUUCAUUCGGUUUCAGUAGCUCAUAAUACACAACACCCAGCUGGUCCCACCAGAUACACAGCAUAACCUUCAGGCCAUGAAUAUUCUGCGCCGACGUCGAUGUUGAAGCAUGGCCAGGGUAUCCAUACGUUGCCCGACGUUUUGGAUUGUCGUAAUGGACCCACUUUUCAUCGCCAGUCACAAUUCGAUGCAAAAAAUCCUUUCUUUUGUGCCGUUGAAGCAGUUGUUCGCAUGCCAUAAAACGGCGUUCAACGUCUCUUGGCUUCAAUUCAUACGGCACCCAAUGGCCUACCUUUCGGAUCAUUCCCAUGGCUUUUAAACGUUUGGAAAUGGUUGAUUGAUCAACUCCCAAAGUUUUUGCAACCUCUUCUUGCGUUUGAGCCGGAUCUUGAUCGAGCAAUUCCUCCAAUUCGGUAUCCAUGAACUUUGGCGGCGCACCCUCGCGUUCUUCGUCUUCCAAGCCAAAAUCACCACUUUUAAAGCGUGCAAACCACUUCUGGCACGUUCGCUCAGAUAGAGCAUGCUCACCAUAAACUUCCACCAAGAUACGAUGACUUUCGGCUGCUUUUUUCUUCAUAUUAAAAUAAUGAAGAAGAAUUCCCCGCAAAAACACAUUAUUUGGCACGAAAUUCGACAUUUUCAAGUGUGGUAAAAAUAUUGUUGUUUACGCUUCAAAUAAAAAACUUAUACUGACGUUUGUGCCUUACGACAGUAGCUCUCCAAUGAAUGUUUGGAAAUGUGGAUCGAUGGAAUAAUAAUCAAGUUACGCCAUCUGUUGUAAAACCGAAACGAACUUAUUCAUAGUCCUAUUAAAUUCCAAACCUAAUUUUUUUUUUAAUUUAAAAAUUCUCGAUUAAAUUUCAAAUCGAAAAGUUUUUUAAAAUUUCAAAAAUUCCUUAUUAAAUUCCAAACCUAAUGCCUUUUUUAAAUUUAAAAAUUCUCGAUUAAGUUUCAAAUCGAAAAGUUUUUUAAAAUUCGAAAAAUUCCUUAUUAAAUUCCGAACCUAAUGCCCUUUUUAAAUUUAAAAAUUCUCGAUUAAAUUUCAAAUCGAAAAGUUUUUUAAAAUUUUAAAAAUUCCUUAUUAAAUUCCAAACCAAAGUUUUUUUUUAAUUUUACAAAUUCUCUAUUAAAUUCCAAAUCGAAAAUUUUUAAAAAAUGUUUAAGUUCUCUAUUAAAUUCCGAACCUAAUUUUUUUUUAAUUUAAAAAUUUUAAAAAUUCUCUAUUAAAUUUCAAAUCGAAAAGUUUUUAAAAUUUCAAAAAUUCCUUAUGAAAUUCCAAACCAAAUGUUUUUGUUUUAUUUAAAAAUUUUAACAAUUCUCUAUCAAACUCCAAACCUAAUGUUUUAUCUUAAAAAUUCUCUAUUAAAUUUCGAAUCGAAAAGUUUUUUCAAAUUUAAAAAUUUUUAAAAUUCUCUAUUAAAUUGCAAACCAAUUUUUGUUUUUAAUUUAAAAUUUUUUAAAAUUCUCUAUUAAAUUUCGAAUUCAAAAUUGUUUUAGAAUUUCAAAAAUUCCUUAUUAAAUUCCAAACCUAUCGUUUUUUUUAAUUUAAAAAUUUUCAAAAUUCUCUAUUAAAAUCCAAACCAAAUGCUUUUUUAAAUUUUAAACUUUUCAAAUCGAAAUGCAUUUUGCAUUAAAAUUUCUGACAAAAUUAACAUUUUUUUAUUAAAAAAAAAGAAACAUUAAUAAAAGAAUUAAAAUUAAAAUAUAUUGUCAAAGCCAGAGCUAAAAAAGUCCUGCUCUAAUUCUAUACAAUUUUCUUAAUUUCUUAAACCUUCAUUCAUUUACUAAAAUUUGUGAGAAGCUUUUUUUUAUUCCUUCAAAUUCUUCAAAAAAAUUUCAUGACAAUAAUUUUUUCUUUAUUAAAAGUUCUUUCAAAUUUGUUACAAACGCUACCAUUAAUUAUAUUUCAAGUUCUUAAAUUUUUUUCCAUUAACAAAAAUUUCUGACCAAAUAAUAAAAAAAGGAAAAAUAAUUAUGAAAGCGCGAGUUCAAGAAAUCAAGAGUUUUAUAAGAUUUUUUGGGUUGCUUUUGUUUUUUUUUUUUUUUAAUUCUAUAAUUUCUUCUUUGUUUCAUUACUUCUAAAAAUAAUUUUCAGAACUCUUAGUAUAAUUAAAAAAAGUCUUUUACAAAAAACAACCAAAAAAAUUUAUAAAUCUCGAAUUUCAUUAUAACAAAAAAAAAAAAAAAAUAGUAGAGAAAAAUUUGCCGUUUUUCUUGCGCAUUUCCCGCUACCUUUUGACUUUAUGCUCAUUUUAAUAGUAAAAUUUUGUAUGAGCAAACCUUAGGCUAUAAUUCGAAGAAAUGUUUGUAUGUGUAUGAGUGUUUUUGAAGUAAUCUUACAUAUAUAUAUAGAAUCUAGUGUAGUUGUUGUAAGUUGCAAAUAUAAUAAACGAAGGUAGUUAGCAAGUGAGCCCCAAUGGAAUAUAAACGAAAUUAAUCAAGUGAAGUAAAACAAAAAAAAAGCAUAAUUAAAAAAAAAUAUUAAAAGAAAGAACUUUAUGAAAUAUAAAAAAUAUGUAAAAAUAAGUGAUUUAAAAUUAUUAAAAUAUGCUUAAAGAACAAAAUUAAAAAAUAACAAACAAAUUUGUAACUAAGAAAUAAAAUUGUACUAAAAAACAUUGAUUAAUUGACGAAAAAAAAUUAAGUAACGGUGUAAUUGAGUUGUUAUAGCUUAUAAUGAUAAAUGGGAUAAAAAUUACAAUAAAAUGAGAUAAAAAUUAGAAUCAAAUAAAAAAUGUAAAUGUAGGCAAAACUUGUAAAGAAAUCAUAAGUUAAAAAUCACAUAAAAAGGAGAAAAUUUUAAAAAUAAUUAUAAAAAAAAAUCACGCCAUUCAUUGGUAAAUCGUGAAACAUUCUUGGCAUAAAACAAUUUCCAUAUGUUUAGUCUUACUGUUUUUAGUAAAUUUUUACAUAAACUGCCUUUGAUUCACUGUAAAUAAAAUACACGAAUACAUACAUAUUUACACAUGGGAUGACGUAUAUGCAUCAAGCAAAACACAAAAACAAAACAAAAAAAACAAAUUAAUGGGAGAAAAAUUCCAUUGCCAUGCAUCACACAAGUUUCCAAAAGCAUAUCUUGUAAAAAUUUCAUAUAAGGAAAGGAAAAAAUAAAAUACUAAAUAAAAUAAACAAAAAAUUAAAAAUAAAAAAUAAAAAACUCACACUGCAACAAACACUGCUCUAACGCUGUUCUAAUAAAACAAUUCUAGCGAAAUACAUAUUUUUAGACCAACUAAAUAUUUUACUUAAGGAAAAUUUUGAUUUUGAACAAUGCCAACUUUACAAAUAUUUCGACUUUACUAAAUUUUUUUGUUCCUAAUACAAAUUAGCUUUUAAGUCAUUAAAUAUUUAAAAAAAUGCAUUAAUUUUACUUAAUUAUUGCCUUUGGACAUUCUUUUCAAUACAUUUGUAAUUAAUUUGCUCGGCUUACUUUUUUUUAUUUAAUAUUUUUAAAUAGUUAUUUUCUUUAAUAUUUGCAUUACUUAUUUAAUUAAGUCUUUCAAACCAAAGUUUUUAAUUAAUUUUUGCAUUAAUUCUACUUCAGUUAAUUUUUUUUUAAUUAUUUGCUUAAAGAAAAUUUAAUUGAUUUUUUCACAAAAAAUUUUUUAACCAAAUUUUAUAUCAAAUUUUUGUAUUAACUUUUUCAUUCAUUUUAUUAAGUUAACUUUUUUAAUUAAUAUUCAAAAACAAUUUUUUUUGUAGUUUUCUCUCACAUUUUUUUUAUUAAUUUUCUUAAUUAUUUUUUUAUAAUUUUCUUAAUUAUUUUUUUAUAAUUUUUCUUGAUUAAUUUUAUUAUUUUUUUGAUAAAUUAAAAAAAAAAUUGUCUUAACUAUUUUUCUUAAUUACUUUUUUUUAUAACUUUUUCUUCCUAAAACUAAUUUUUAACGCAAUUUAAAUUUGUCACCACUCUGCUUCAAUCCAUCGCUACAAUUUGCUCAAUCAUGCCAAAAUAAUUAAAUUAACUUUAAAAUGCUCGCUUUUGAAGUUUUUUAAAUAAACCCUUAAAUAUCGAGUAGUUAGUUUCCUUCUUCUUCGAUGUAGCUGUAGUUGACUACGAAAAAUACGUAGUAAGCGCAGAUUUGCCGACAUUACCAUAAACAUUAUGUAUAUCACGCAGUGUUCGAAUUUAUCAAGUUUAGCAAAAAACAAAAAAAAAAAAAAUAAAAUAAAACAAAA